Molecule: messenger RNA, 3089 nt
Organism: Scatophagus argus
Lineage: Eukaryota; Metazoa; Chordata; Actinopteri; Scatophagidae
Gene: nphp1
Product: nephronophthisis 1
Exons: 20
Coding region: 246-2300 (684 amino acids)
Biological process (GO): protein localization involved in establishment of planar polarity
Cellular component (GO): cilium; cytoplasm
Molecular function (GO): protein binding
Source: RefSeq, a predicted model, not a curated record
UGUAAAAAUAAUCAAAAUUAUAAACGUAUAAAACCAUAUACUUAACACAUAUUUUGUAUAUAUAUAUAUUUUUUUCAAAUAACAAAUAUAUAGUAAAAAGAUUCUUAUGGAUAAUUAAUUAAAUCCAGUCAAGUCGACAUCUGAGGAGGGAGUCGGUUGCCUAGUGACCAGCGGACGUGUAGCGUCAGCUAAGUGGCUAGGAGAUCUGCUAACACAUGGAUUAUGCUCCAGAAAACAGCGUAUAAAUGCCACCAAAAAGAAAGGGGCCUCUACAACUUGUCCAGAAGGAAGUGGAUGAAAUCGGAAAGCGGGUUGACAGUCUGGUGAAGGAUGUGCAGAGACAGGAUGGACCCACUGAAGAGGCAUUUCAGAGAUGUCAAGCACUGCAGACGUCGGCAGAAAAGUCACUAAAGACACUGAAGAAACUAACCAAGGCUGAUGAGUUGGCUCCAGUGGGGAACUAUGAUGAGAGGAAGCAGGAGGAGGAGAGACGACUGCAGAACAUCUUAGAGUGUCUAAACUCACUCUCUUUGGAGCUUUCACCACCAGGACCCAGUACUGCUGCAGGCAAUGUUUCAAAGGAAGAGAGUGAGGAUGAUGAUGAAGAAGAUGACGAUGAAGACAGUAGUGACGAUGCUGAUGAUGAUGAAGAUGAGAAGCGGGCUUUGAAACUGCCCUCUCAGUCAAGCCCUCGCAUCUACACAGUCCUCAGUGAUUUCAAAGGAGAGCAGGAGGGAGAUCUGUCUGUGAAGAGGGGGGAUGUAUUGAGGAUUAUCAGGAUGACUGCAGAUGGAUGGUGGUUGGCUCAGGACAGUAAAGGCAACAGAGGAGUGGUUCCAAAAACCUACCUGAAGAUUGGCUCCGGUGAUGAAGAUGAUGAUGAUGAUGAAAAUGACGACGAUGAUGAUGAAAAUGAGGAGGAGGAGUCAGACGAGGAGGAAGAGCAUGAUGGUGAAGAAGUGACUGAUGGCGGGGAGAAACAGAGGACCUCUAAUUCCAACUGGAGCACUGUCAGAAAGGCCUUGACUGAGAUUGAUGCAACAGAUGUGCUCUCUGCCAUGGGGGCUAUACCUUCAGGAUUCAGACCAUCAACUCUCAGUAAACUGCUGGUGGAGGAAGGUGUAACUUACAGAGGGAGUCACCAUAUUCAGCCUGAGCUCAGCCAAUCACAGCUCUCCUUUAGUGACCUGUUCCUGGACGCAGACACUGGCAGGGUUCGAGCUCGGCAGGUCAGGACUUGUGUUUGUUUCACUUUGUGGAGCUGCAGGAUGAUACCUACUCCUGGCGUCGGAGUUCAGGUCCUCAGCAGGCACAUUCGCCUCUGUGCCUUUGAUGGAACACAGGUGCUGAGUAACAUCCACACAGUGAGGGCAACCUAUAACUCCAAGAGCCCCAAAACCUGGAGCUUCUCUCCAAGGAUGUCGGGUAUCCUCCCCACCCUGCUAGAUGGAGACUGUUUCCUACGCUGCAACUCUGCGUCACCUGACCUCGGGAUCCUGUUUGAACUGGGAGUCACCUUUAUACGAAAUUCUACAGGUGAGAGAGGAGACCUGAGCUGCGGCUGGGCUUUCCUCAAACUGACCGAUGAGGCUGGCAAUCCACUCCCCAACAAGACCUACGAGCUGCUGGUGAAUGGUGGAACUCCCUAUGAGAAGGAUGUUGCUGUCGAGGCGUCAAUCACUAGAGGAUCCCCGGCAGGUGUUUUCCAGCAGAUGCUUCAUGCCAGGCGGCAGCCCAAACUGAUCAUCAAGUUGAAAUCAGCCAACAGCCGUUCCAGAACGCAGCUCAGCCUCCUUCCAGACACUCUGCUGCACUGUCUGAGCUGCGUCCACCUGCUGGCUCUACACAGGCAGCUGCUGGCUGACGCACUGCUGAUGGACAGACCUACCAUGCAGAAUGCAGAUUUGAUAUGUAGUCCUAUACUUUCUACCUUCCCUGUGCUCUUGGACCAACCAGACUUGCUGGAUGCGCUCAGGUGUGCCUGGCUGGAUGCAGAGGUCAACAUGAGCAGAGCGCAGAAGAGAGACUUUUCCUACUUAAAACAGGAGUUCAUUAAAGUCUACAUGUCGUCCGUCUAUUUUCUCCUCCGCACGCCCUCGCUGCCCAGUCAUCGCUGGGCUGACCCGCCCUCAGAAGAGCAGCGAGCCAGAGUCAUCUACGCCGCCCUGGACGCUCUGAAACACACACAGCACACCACGGGCCAACCCGGAGGCCCAGAGGUCUUUGUCGACGCCAUGCAUCAGCAUCUCGCCUUUGAUAUCUCGGAGUUGACCUUUGACCUCCUCUGUGUGUCGCGCUAACAACACAUCACUCAGAGGGAAGGAACAAGGGAUUGAAGGGGAUUAUCUUUUCUGUAAACAUGCCAUAGAUUUAUCUUGGAACAGUUUUUAAAUGUGUAAACGUAAAGGAUAAGCUUGGUGAUAUUUUAGAUUUUUGUUACUGUCAAUAAAUUUCAUUCCAUUUCUCAAUACUUUCCAUCUUCCCAGCCUGUUUCUGGCUUUUAUUCCACACUGAACUAAAUCUUAAAAAAUACCCUGAAGAAAUGCUUGACUUUCUUCUGACACCCGGGAAAUUGGCCGUGGAAUUUGAACAUGAUUCAAACAGGCGUGAACAACACUUGUUAGUGGGACUAACUCAUUGUUGGUUUUGGUCUUGGGAUUUGUUGACAAUAAACAUAAAUGUAGACUUCUCCUGGUAAAAUGUGGGAAACUGUAACACUGACAGACUGCUCUGCAUUGUGACAGGAAAUAAAGAGGUCUCAUUUCUGAGAAAUGCAACGCAACGCUAACACGAUACAAAAUCGGAGCACACAAAGACAGGGUUGUGUGCAUUGUGAUUACAUGAGACAGUGGUUCGGACUAAUGGCAGUUAAUAUCUGUGAAAUAAAAGGCUGAGCAAACAUUUGCCCUGCUCCUCUUAAAGUGAACACUAAAACGGGUUACAGUAAUAAUGGAUGAACACUUUGUACUGAUAACAGAACAUAUUUUUUUAUCUGAAUAGAACCAGUAGUGACAUUGUUAGCAUGUUUUGCUCCUGUUAUUUAUUGCAAAAUGUUCUGUUUUUCUUUGUUAAUAAACAUUCUGUUAUAA